This is a messenger RNA of Drosophila willistoni, 936 nucleotides long. RefSeq names its product reticulon-1-A. Bases 100 to 891 code for a protein of 263 amino acids. The transcript is spliced from 3 exons. Lineage: Eukaryota; Metazoa; Arthropoda; Insecta; Diptera; Drosophilidae. The record is from RefSeq and is a predicted model, not a curated record.
UAAAAAUCAUUUACUUAUGGUACAUUUUUUGAAUUGCAAAAGUAGCAUAAACAAAAUUUCUUCUUAUGAGUCUAACUUGGCUUACUAAGUUGGCCAUGAAUGUGCUAUAGAAAACUCAAACAGUUCUCUCAGUCUGACGAACAGGAAGCAUCAGCAUUAGCAGCAGCAGCAGAAAAUCGAAAAAAAAUUACUAUGGCUAUAAAAAAGGAUAUCGAAGAAUUCAAAGACAAAGAGUCUGGGAAUAAACUCAAGGAUAUUAUACUAUGGACCAAUUGGCGCAAGACUUUUUUAAUUUUUAGUCUUAUCUUAAUCUCUCUGGUGUAUUUGCAUGUCCGUUCAGUGAUUACAGUUAUAAGCGAAUUGGGUUUGUCUAUCCUAACGGUUACUACAUUGCAUCGGAGCUACAUAGCGUAUAUGCGUUUAGUCAAGAAAGUUGAAGUAAUGGAUCCGUACUCACAAUAUCUGGAUGUGGAUCUUAGUAUAUCCUUAACGCAGGCAGAUAUUUUGGCAAAAUCCAUUGCCAAAUAUUUCAAAGCAUUUUUUACCAAAAUGCAAUCGUUAGUGGUAAUGGAUAAAUUAUGGGAAUCGUUGGAGGUGUUCGUUGGACUUUGGCUUUUAAGUUUAUUUGGAAACUAUAUUCAAUUUCAUACUCUUCUGUUGGCGGCUUGGAUAACACUUUUCACUUUGCCCAAAUUAUAUGACUGGCAGAAGCCCUUCUUUGAUGUCCAAAUAGAGAAUUUGCAACUACUUCGUGCUGUAUUGAAACGUAUGGUGAUGAAUCAACUAACUACAAUCAAGAACAAACUAAACUGCAAGAAUCAGGCAAUUGCAGUCGAGCGGGUCCAGAUGGGGAAUCAAUUGCCUGAAGCUAAUUUAGAAGUCCCGAAUUAAACCCAUGGAAACAAAUCAAUGAAAUAAAAUGAUUAUAACGUCUAA